UAUACUAUCACUAUGGAUUGGAAGGGUCUGGAAGGUCUCCUUAGUGGAGUGAAUAAGUACUCUACAGCCUUUGGCCGAAUCUGGCUGGCGCUGGUGUUUGUUUUUCGUGUCAUGAUCUUUGUGGUGGCAGCUGAGCGUGUGUGGAGCGAUGAUCAAAAGGAUUUUGACUGCAACACACUGAUGCCAGGGUGUGCCAACGUCUGCUAUAACUACACUUUCCCCAUCUCACACAUCCGCCUGUGGGCUCUACAACUCAUAUUUGUCACCUGUCCUUCUUUCAUGGUGGUGAUGCAUGUGUGGUACCGUGAGGAUCGUGAGCGCAAAUAUCGUGCCAAACAUGGCGAUGCUGUGCGUCUUUAUGAUAACCCAGGACAGAAGCAUGGCGGUCUGUGGUGGACUUACCUUCUUAGCUUGUUCUUCAAGACGAGCAUUGAGGUGCUUUUCCUUUAUCUACUGCAUUACAUUUACAAAAACUUCGAUAUGCCCCGCAAGGUGACCUGUGAUAUGUGGCCGUGCCAACACCAAGUAGACUGCUACAUUGCCCGCCCUACCGAGAAGCGGAUCUUCACAUACUUUAUGGUCGGUGCCUCAGCAGUCUGCAUUGUGCUCAACAUUUGUGAGGUUCUCUAUCUUAUUAGCAUGCGUGUGUUGCAUUGUGUGAACAAAUAG
Messenger RNA from Alosa alosa (allis shad), 669 nucleotides. Its product is annotated as gap junction beta-3 protein-like. Gene Ontology annotation, cellular component: connexin complex. Gene Ontology annotation, biological process: cell communication. The coding region runs from base 13 to 669 and encodes 218 amino acids. Lineage: Eukaryota; Metazoa; Chordata; Actinopteri; Clupeiformes; Clupeidae. The record is from RefSeq and is a predicted model, not a curated record. The transcript has 2 exons.